UUUAUAUAUAGUUAAGAAUAAUAAAUAUCACACUACCCAUAGAUUUAUUACGUUCGUAAUAUUAUAUUGGAUAUAUUCUAAUACAAGUCGAAUGUAAAUAAUCGUGUUUCUUCUACUGGUAACUGGUUGUUUAUACUAGGACAGGACGUCUGUAAUAAUUAGCGAGUCGAGUCGGUUCAUCAGAGAACGUUGGCAGAAUCUUAUCGACAGGCACGCUUUCACGUUUUCGUUAUUUCAGAGAACAGUUUAUAAAACAUUAGGAAUAUGUAUUGGAAAGCAAUUGUGAUAUUUCUUAUAUUACUUUGUAUAAUUGUAUAUAAUUAUCAUUAUUUAACAAAAGUAUAUCCAUCGAUAAAUAAUUAUAUUUCCAACGAGUUGACGGAAUUAACGACACUUUCUCCCGUGUUAGAAAAGACUACUAACGACAAUUUUAUGACGUCGGACGACAAAGGGACAGGACGUGGAAGGAACAAGGAAGAGAAGGAUGGGAAACGGUAUAAAAGUAAGAACGUGAUUCUGCAUGGGGAUAAUUUGGAUUCACGAUUAUGCCGCCGAGAAAUUUCUACGUCGUUCGAUUCCACGAAGGUGGGGAAAAUAUUGUCCCGCUUGAUUAAAAAAGAGGCGCGCGACAACAAUUAUUUUAAGGUUAAGAGAAGCGUGGCGACGAAACUGCGGAAAAAGGCGAACGUUCUAGGACGUCUCUUGGUAAACAGUGGAUCGAAUAAAAGUGUCGCACGAUACGAUUACGACGAUGAUUUCGACGACGAUGAUUUGAGAGGCGCGGAUAAUGAUGAAAUUAAUUGGGAUGGAUAUUUGAACGAAGACGGGCCGAGUAUCAUGGAGUUAAUCGUUUUGAACGAGAGGCAAAGAAAGAGGUUAUAUCCCAAUUUGCAUCCUCACGAUGACGAAUAUAAUUACGAAUAAACAACUUUUAUAAUCUUAUCAAUUUUAUUAUUUUAUUCACAAUGGGUAAUAAAUUUUAAAUUUUUAUUUCUAUACAAAUUAACUGUAUUUUUCAUUUUAUUAUUAAUAAACUCUUCACGUUAAAAGUGUGUAUUACGAAAAUUCGAGUUGUUGUUGUUGUUUUUUUUUUUAUCAACA
Molecule: messenger RNA, 1101 nt
Organism: Apis mellifera (honey bee)
Lineage: Eukaryota; Metazoa; Arthropoda; Insecta; Hymenoptera; Apidae
Exons: 2
Coding region: 265-924 (219 amino acids)
Source: RefSeq, a predicted model, not a curated record